Molecule: messenger RNA, 2283 nt
Organism: Lolium rigidum
Lineage: Eukaryota; Viridiplantae; Streptophyta; Magnoliopsida; Poales; Poaceae
Product: YTH domain-containing protein ECT4-like
Exons: 8
Coding region: 16-1917 (633 amino acids)
Biological process (GO): mRNA destabilization
Cellular component (GO): cytoplasm
Molecular function (GO): mRNA binding
Source: RefSeq, a predicted model, not a curated record
UGAUUUUGUACUACCAUGUUUUCGGAUUUCGGAAUAGUCUGGAUCAGUUCGUUCCCCUUGACUGGUUUCGCUGCAGAUGCUACGGAUUUGCUGCAGAAGCUCACCCUGGAUCCCAAGAGCGCAGCCGGGGACGGCAAGGAGGCCAAGAAGAAGGUCUUGGCACCAGCGAACGGUGGGCUGAAUGGCGCGGUGGCAUCUCAGAACCCUCAGGCCCUCUCGGCCGAGCAGUGGGCAACUAUGGGGCAGCAGGAUUACAAGAACGCCGCUGCCGCCAUGUAUUAUGGCGCCGAUGGCUACCCGUAUUACUAUGGAGGUUGGGGUGACUAUUCUGUGUAUGUGAGCCAUGAUGGAACAGAGUCACUGACCCCUGGUGCUUAUGGGGACAUGUAUUGCUAUCCGCAAUAUGGCGCUGCCGCAUCUGGGUACGAUGGGCAGUACUACGGAUCUCAGAAUAACCAGUACCAGUCAACAUAUCACCAGCCACAGACUACUACUGGCAAGACAGCAUACAAGUCUAAAACUGGCAAAUCAGAACCUUCACCCCAGCAGGAUGUUGUUUCUGCCGCUUAUCAGCAACCUGGGUCCGUGGAUGCUUCCAAGGCCAACUCAAACAGCACUGAUGCUGUAAAGGGUCUGAAGAAACCAACGUUCCCCCUGAAACCAAGUGGGCGUUCCACCAGUUACCAGAACUACGGUGACAAGGCAGCUUAUCCAUUGUCUGGCAGUCAUGUUUUCUUAGAUAAAACGCAGAAACCCUCUGCUGGAAAUCCUACGUCGACUGCUUCUAAUCCUAAAACCAAGGGAUUGCUUGGGCCGAACUCAACAAUGGGGCCAGCAUCUACUGGGUACAUGAGUUCAAUGUACUCUGGUAGCGCAAUGUACAAUCCAAAUGCAUAUGGACCUGGCUUUUGGUAUGGGUCACCCCUCUAUGGCUCUGGGGUGUAUGGUGGGUGGAAUGGGCUGUCAGAUGGAAGGUACAAGCCCAGAGGAAAAGCAUAUGGACCAUACCGUUUUGGCAAUGAGAACAUUGAUGGCUUGAAUGAGCUGAAGAGAGGGCCAAGAAGCAAUCUCAUUAAAACCGAGCAGGUCACUGGAGCAGCUGAUGUUGCAGCUGCAAAAGGACAGGAGCUUCCUAACGGUGAUGCUUCGAAAGCUGUUGUGCUGGAUCAGUACAAUAAGGCUGACUUUGUUGAAACUUACUCAGAUGCCAAGUUCUUUGUUAUAAAAUCAUACAGUGAGGAUGAUGUUCACAAGAGCAUCAAGUACAAUGUUUGGGCAAGCACCCCCAAUGGAAAUAAAAAGCUGAACACUGCUUAUCAAGCAGCUAAGGACAAAUCAAGCAAUUCUCCUGUAUUCCUGUUCUUCUCUGUGAACACUAGUGGCCAGUUUGUUGGGCUUGCUGAGAUGGUUGGUCCGGUUGAUUUUGACAAGACAGUUGAAUACUGGCAACAAGACAAGUGGACUGGUUGUUUCCCUGUCAAGUGGCACAUUGUGAAGGACAUCCCCAACAAUUUGUUGAAGCACAUUAUUCUUGAGUACAACGAAAACAAACCAGUGACCAACAGCAGAGAUACCCAGGAGGUUAAGAUUGAGCAUGGCCUUCAGGUCCUUAAGAUUUUCAAGGACCAUGUCUGCAAGACCUCCAUGUUGGACGACUUUGGCUUCUAUGAUAACCGCGAGAAGAUAAUGCAAGAGAAGAAAUCCAAGCGACAGCAGCCGCUGGAGAAGAUUACGAAUGGAAAGCUGCUUGCUACCAGCAACACUGAGAAUCAAGAUGUUGAUGGAAAGCAGGGAGUGCAGGAACUUGCUGUUCUUGGGGAGCAAAAUGCUGUGGUGGAGAACAGCGUGGCGACCGUAGCUGGAAACGGUGUUGCCCCAGCAGAUGCAACCCCAGCAGUGGUUGCAGUUGGCUGUUAAUUUUCGCUGCUCAAGCCAUUUGAGCAUCCAUGCAAGGGAGGACAGCUUAUACAGGGUGCAGAGAGCUGCUGUGGUUGAAGGCAUUCGAGAUUAUGCUUGCUUUGAAGGUUGCAGAAAGUUGCAAGUCUGAGGCGAUUCAGGAUUCAGUUAGAGGCUUUUCUUUUCUUUUCUGGUAAUGUUAUUCUGUAGCAGUAUUUUCUUUUGCUGGAGUCUGGUGCUUUGGGUGGAGGCUAGGAGAGUAGAGCUCAGUUCUUUUUCGGGUGCGAUGUUUUGUGUUAUGAGAUGGCGUUAGGAGUUGUACCUAGGGGUUUCAGAUCUGUAAGUUUUUUUUGCAACCAAAGAUAAUGAUUUAUGGUGCGUCUUUCA